This is a messenger RNA of Mucor mucedo, 2358 nucleotides long. Its product is annotated as concanavalin A-like lectin/glucanase domain-containing protein. The record is from RefSeq and is a predicted model, not a curated record. The transcript has 5 exons. NCBI's taxonomy places the organism in Eukaryota, Fungi, Mucoromycota, Mucoromycetes, Mucorales, Mucoraceae. Gene Ontology annotation, cellular component: cytoplasm. Gene Ontology annotation, molecular function: protein binding; ubiquitin-protein transferase activity. The coding region runs from base 400 to 2088 and encodes 562 amino acids.
AAAAACCAAGAAAAAUGAGCUUUUUGGGCAUGUGGAUCAAAAGCAUUUAUGAUCUAUCACCCCUUUCUUCCCUUGAAUUAGCUCUUAUAAUUGGAGCGCAAACGAAAGACAAUGUGAAGAGGGGUUACUAUUAUAAAUAGACAACAGUUUUCUUACACAUUUUGUAUAAUAGCAUAGAUAAAAUGUUGUCAAUUCAUUUUAUUCACAUUCUUUAUUCCAUUAACCCCUAGAAAAGAAAAAAAAUUACUCCCCUUUUUUAUUGACCUCGUUUGAUAAUUUUGGGCCUGAUAUUACACGCGCUAAUUAAUGAGCAAAUAUUUAUUUUAUCUUUUGAUUUUUUAAAAUCUUCUUGUUUGUUUCUUUAUAUAUAAUUUUUUUAUUAUUGCUUUGAUUUACAAAAUGCAUAAUAGUAAUGCAGUCAGUUACCCUGGCGUUCAAUUAUCCUGGCGAAGAGUAAUAUCAAUCGCACAAAAUACGCCAGAUCCUGCAGCUAUCGACGAUAAAUUAGAGGAUGAAAUGUAUUCAAGCCCAACCUCAAGAAUUCAAUGUAUGGGAAGAGCAUUACAGAAUAUGUAUACAAUUACUAGCCAAGACGAAGGGUAUAUUGCAUUCAUUUUGACAAUGGUGCAAGAGUUGCAGUAUGAUUGUCCUGUAUCAAUGACGUUUGUGAAGCACAUUAUUGAUUUUUCAGAAAUACCAUCCAAGGAAACCAUUCGAAAUACAUCAAUUGCACUUUUGAACAAUGGGGUGGCAAAUUGUGAUAGCCAAAAGAUUAACCAGAGUAUCAUGUGGUCUAUGCUGGCUAGAAAAUUUGCUGGAAAUCUGGCUGAAGCCAUGUGGCAAGAAGAAAUUGCAACACUUUUGAUUCGGUCGUUAAUGGAUAAUAGCAGAUCUGUGAAAAUAUUUGCUUUAUUAGCACUAGAAAGUUUUGCAUUAACAGGUAGUAUUAAAAAGAGAAUUUUAAAUCACCCAUUAUGUAUCGUAACAACCCUGAACCAAAACUUGCAAGAGUGCUAUUCUCGUCUAUCGGAGUCACCCGCUGUGGCAUCCUCACCGAACUUAACUCUCGUCUCAGGCCUAAGAAGAAAAUACAGUGGCAAAAGGUUCUACCAUGGCCUGAUCAAAAGACUAAGAAUUAAAAAAACCAAAAAAACGAACGUGGUUGAUCCGACAACAACAACAAUGGCAUGCAAAAUAGAACCGAUUGAUUGGUCCGGACUAAUGCAGUCUCAACAUUGUUUUCAAUGGUCGUUGAAUCAUGUAUUUAAUACGCCUUGUUUAUCACCCAUAUUAUUGCCAAAAGUUUAUUUAAACCCGAGGGACUGUACAAGCCAUUGCAAAUUGAGUGAAAAUUGUCUGGAGAUCCGUAAUGAUACAUUUUAUUUGGAAUCUGCUCGUGCCACUGCUUCUGUGGACUCUGGAGUGUGGUAUUACGAGGUAUUGCUACUCACAAACGGCGUAAUGCAGAUUGGCUGGGGCACAAAAAAAUGUUUGUUUUUACAAGAAGAAGGAUGCGGUGUGGGAGAUGAUCCUAAUGGAUUUGCGUUUGAUACGUACCGAUCCGCAGUUUGGGCAGCCUCAGAAGCUAUAUAUCCUCGCAGUCAAAGAAACUCAGGGCAAUGUAAGAUAGGCGAUGUUUUGGGUUCUUUACUAGAUAUGGACAAAGGCUUGUGCACGUUUUUCAUUAAUGGUCAGGAUCUUGGAUUAACUAUCCAAUUCGGGGUAAAUUCGAAAAGGCAAACUUUAGGAUUAUUUCCUAUUAUAAGCCUCACAAGUCACCAGCAUGUCGUUAUCAAUUUUGGUGAGAGAUCAUGGUUAUACCCACCAAACACGCGUCAUCAACCCAUGUGUAACAGUAGUAAUCAAAUUAUGGAUUAUGCUAAACAGGAGCAAGAAGAAGAACAUGAUUGGGACGGCCCCUUGUGCACCCUAUGCUUUUCUGAACCUAAAGACGUUAUCCUAUUUCCAUGUCAUCAUGAUGGAUUUGGGAGAAAAUGUGCUAAGAUUUUGCAGCAAUGCCCAUUUUGCCGCACAAAAAUCACAGAAAUCACUACUAAUAAUAUUAGACCUCAAAAAAAUGUAUUAUAACAUAAUAAAAAUGGACAGAUACUAAAUACAAAGUGUAAUGUCGAUUCUCUUUUCUAACAAGCCAGUCUAAAGCAUAAUGUCUACAAUUUUUGAAGAUGCAGCAUGCAUGAAUUUUUGCGUGUAGGACAUUGAAAUCUAGCACCGUGCCGAUUCAGGAGUACACGUUAUGAAGAAGAAAUCUUUUGGUUACCAGUGUGGUCUAUCUAUAAUAGAAUCUUAAUUAUUCAUCUGCUUAUGUUUAAGCUUUAACUGCGAUAUUUUUUGAUAAUU